CGAUCUCUUUGGCUACUUUUAGAGGACGCACGUCAAGAAACUGAUACCUUCCACUUUACCUUCCAACAGCCACAAGAUAAGCUCAACUCCUCGCCUCUACCCCCCUCCCCUGCUUUAUAGACUCACAAGAAAAACAAUUGUAUUGUACUUCUGUCAUGGCGCUAUCCGAUGCGGUGAUAGGGAAUUUAACGACGAUCUACGUGGCGGUGAUAGCUGGAAUUAAGGUUUAUGGGCUGGUCUGUGGAAGGAGCUUCAGUGGUGGAUUCGUGCUGAUUCUGUCUACUAUCGUCGUGGGUUUGGUAUUGACUGGGACGCUGGCUUGGGAUAUUUCUCGUAAGGCCACGUAUGCGAUUUCACGGGAUCAUGUCAAUGUUCAUGAGAUGUGCAAAGGUGGUAUUUGCUGGCACGGCGUGGCUGUCCGGUCCCCGGCUUCUCAGGUCCGGUUUAGACUUCCUCAGCAUUAGCAAUUAAUAUCAAGCAAUACGGGUUUUCUGUAAAAAAAAAGACAGAUUUUGAGAGACAGCGCCAUAACAAAAGUACGAAAAGAAGAAUGAGAAUAAAGAAAAGGGAUUAAAAAUGCCAGGUAGAGUCUCUUUCUUGGUUUUUGGUGGUUCUUGCCGUGGAGUAUGAGCCUUUUUCCAUGAAAGAGUGACUCACGAGGUGUUUGUUUGUUUGCCAGAGAGGGAGGAGAUACAAUAAUGUGCAUAGAUAAGUUAAAAGAGUGACGAGUAUUUUAUUUUUGAGUAUAAAUAAAAAUGUCUCAUAAGUCAUA
Populus nigra (black poplar) is the source of this 772-nucleotide messenger RNA. RefSeq lists its product as uncharacterized. The transcript has a single exon. The record is from RefSeq and is a predicted model, not a curated record. Bases 156 to 464 code for a protein of 102 amino acids. Lineage: Eukaryota; Viridiplantae; Streptophyta; Magnoliopsida; Malpighiales; Salicaceae.